AUGGGGCUUUCUUUCCGAACAACUGAAGAUAGCUUAAGGAAUGCUUUUGAACAGUUUGGGAAGCUUGUACUUGUGAACUUGGUGAUGGAUAAAGUAGCUAACAGACCAAGAGGAUUUGCUUUCCUGCGGUAUGAAACAGAGGAGGAGUCAAUGAAAGCUAUUGAAGGGAUGCACGGAAAGUUUUUGGAUGGAAGAGUUAUAUUCGUGGAGGAAGCUAAACCAAGAUCAGAUAUUCAAAGAGCUAAACCAAGAUCAGAUAUCAACAGAGCUCAAUCCAAACCUCGCACCUUUCGCACGUGGUUUAACGUUAUUUCCUUUUCCGAGACGGUUCACCCCAACCUCUACUAA
Thlaspi arvense is the source of this 348-nucleotide messenger RNA. The record is from the annotation of a GenBank genome assembly. Lineage: Eukaryota; Viridiplantae; Streptophyta; Magnoliopsida; Brassicales; Brassicaceae.